Arabidopsis thaliana (thale cress) is the source of this 1420-nucleotide messenger RNA. Its product is annotated as Cullin family protein. The transcript is spliced from 5 exons. NCBI's taxonomy places the organism in Eukaryota, Viridiplantae, Streptophyta, Magnoliopsida, Brassicales, Brassicaceae. Bases 1 to 1305 code for a protein of 434 amino acids. Gene Ontology annotation, biological process: ubiquitin-dependent protein catabolic process. The record is from RefSeq and is marked reviewed. Gene Ontology annotation, molecular function: ubiquitin protein ligase binding.
AUGAAACGCUCGAUCAGCCCCGACCCUUUUUCCUCAACGAAGUCGCCGAAACUCGUUCACCACUCACCGGAUGAUGGAGGAGCAGAGGGCAAUCCUUAUCGUCUUCCUUUUACCUUAAGCGAUGAAAACCUCUCAUGCCUUCCUAUCUCCCAGGCGAGGGAGCCUCCUCCUAUCUUUAACUUGGAUCCCAAUUCUGUCAAAGAUACACAAGACAGAAACAAACUAUACUUAGCAAAAGCUUGGGACUUGCUAAAGCCAGCGAUCAAAAUCAUCUUAGAUGAUGAUGAAUACAAAAAGCCUGGCGACGUUCUCUGUUUCACUACGAUUUUUAGAGCUGUUAAGCGUGCUUGCUUAGGCGAUCCUCGACAAUCAGAACUGGUUUUCAAUCUUGUCAAGCAUGAGUGUGAGCCUCACAUUGCUGAGCUUAUACAGUCUUUAGAAAAGAAUUGCAGUGGCAGUGAUGAUCCCUCUGUGUUCUUGCCACACGUGUACAAUCGCUGGCUAGACUUUAAAAGGAAGAUGAGUCUUGUGUCUGACGUAGCCAUGUAUCAGACUCUUAAUGGCUUGACAUUGUGGGACGUGGGCCAGAAGCUUUUCCAUAAACAACUCUCCAUGGCCCCUCAACUUCAAGAUCAAGUUAUUACCGGCAUAUUAAGACUCAUCACUGAUGAAAGAUUAGGCAAGGCUGCGAACAACACGAGUGAUCUCCUAAAGAAUCUUAUGGACAUGUUCCGCAUGCAGUGGCAGUGUACAUAUGUGUAUAAGGACCCUUUUCUUGAUUCCACUUCUAAGUUUUACGCCGAGGAAGCAGAGCAAGUCCUGCAGCGAUCCGACAUUUCCCACUACUUGAAAUAUGUCGAGAGGACUUUCCUUGCGGAAGAGGAAAAAUGCGAUAAGCAUUAUUUCUUCUUUUCAUCUUCCCGGUCUCGACUAAUGAAAGUCUUAAAGAGUCAGCUCCUGGAGGCGCACUCUUCUUUUCUUGAAGAGGGUUUUAUGCUAUUAAUGGAUGAGAGUCUCAUCGAUGACCUUAGAAGAAUGUAUCGUUUGUUCUCUAUGGUAGAUUCGGAGGAUUAUAUAGACCGCAUUCUGAGAGCCUACAUUUUGGCAAAAGGAGAGGGAGCUAGGCAAGAAGGCUCCUUGCAGGAGUUGCAUACUAGCAUCGAUAAGAUAUGGCAUCAAUGCUUUGGUCAGGACGAUUUGUUGGAUAAGACCAUCAGAGACUGUUUUGAGGGUUUUGGUCUUCAUGUGCCGGGUGAAUUUUCGGAUCAACUGCAGUGGAUAGAUGAUGAUGAUGAUGAGGAUUAAACUAAAUAGAAGUUGUAAUUGUUAGUCUGGUCGUGUGUUGCGUUUCUGUAUUGAUCUCUUGUAAGACUUUUCAACUAGCAUACUAAAGAAUAUAAGUAAUAUAUUAUCAAUUAGC